AUGAAAGAUUCUGACUUCUUUUUUGACGAACACCUGGGACAAGCCCGAAGGCAGGAGGCCACCAUUUCUGCUGAGAACCUCACCUCGAUCACUGAAUUCAUUUUUGUGGGACUCUCUAACCACCGAAAGACUCAGACGAUGCUCUUUGUAGUGAUCCUUCUCACCUACACCCUUACACUCAUGGGGAAUCUGGUGGUCAUCAUGCUGGUACGGUUUGACUCCCGCCUCCAAGCGCCCAUGUACUACUUCCUUAUGCACCUCUCAGGCCUAGAGAUCUGUUACGUCACCAGCACGGAACCACAGAUGCUGGCUCACCUCCUGGCUGGAAACGGCAUCAUCUCCUUCACUCGUUGUGUGGCUCAGAUAUUUGUUUCCUUGUCUUUGGGUGUUGCUGAAUGCUUUCUGCUGGGUGUCAUGGCCUAUGACCGUUACCUGGCCAUCUGCCAACCUCUGCUCUAUCCUGUUGUCAUGGACAGGUGGCGUCAAAUGCACCUGGCAUCUAGUUGCUGGGCAACAGGCUUCGUUAUUGGUGCCAUAUAUGUGGGGUGCACCUUUCGCCACUCCUACUGUGGCCCCAAUCGUAUCAACCAUUUCGUGUGCGAGUUGCCGGUGGUGUUGAAACUCGCCUGUGACGACAUUCACAUCACUCAGGUCAUUGUUUCUGUAAUAGCGGGGUUGGUCCUCCUGGUUCCUAUUUCUGUUAUCUUGACCUCCUAUGCUGUCAUUCUAUUCUCUGUGUUACAAAUACGGUCAGCCACGGGAUGGCGCAAAGCGUUCUCCACGUGCACUUCCCACCUUGUGGUAGUUACUGUGUACUAUGGAACAGUUAUUUCAAUGUACCUGAUUCCUCGAUCAACCACAUUCUCUGAUCGUGAUAAACAAAUUGCUGUGUUUUAUGUGGUGGUCACCCCUUUCCUCAACCCUGUCAUUUACACCCUGAGGAACAAGGAUGUUCAUGAGGCAGUGGCUAGAGUACUACGACGAAGUAGAUUUCAAUGA
This is a messenger RNA of Euleptes europaea (tarantolino), 999 nucleotides long. RefSeq names its product olfactory receptor 472-like. The coding region runs from base 1 to 999 and encodes 332 amino acids. Gene Ontology annotation, cellular component: membrane. Gene Ontology annotation, biological process: G protein-coupled receptor signaling pathway. Gene Ontology annotation, molecular function: G protein-coupled receptor activity; olfactory receptor activity. The record is from RefSeq and is a predicted model, not a curated record. Lineage: Eukaryota; Metazoa; Chordata; Lepidosauria; Squamata; Sphaerodactylidae. The transcript has 2 exons.